Syngnathoides biaculeatus (alligator pipefish) is the source of this 2332-nucleotide messenger RNA. RefSeq names its product SH3-domain binding protein 5a (BTK-associated) (gene sh3bp5a). Gene Ontology annotation, molecular function: protein kinase inhibitor activity. NCBI's taxonomy places the organism in Eukaryota, Metazoa, Chordata, Actinopteri, Syngnathiformes, Syngnathidae. Gene Ontology annotation, biological process: intracellular signal transduction; negative regulation of protein tyrosine kinase activity. The transcript has 9 exons. The record is from RefSeq and is a predicted model, not a curated record. Gene Ontology annotation, cellular component: cytoplasm. Bases 522 to 1823 code for a protein of 433 amino acids.
AUGCCCUGCAGUAUUGAUCAUUGCCACAAGGGGACGUGCGACGCUAGGCCUCAGUCAGUGUGAUUGUCGUUGGUUCAAGUUCCACGCGAACUUUCUCUCGAACCAGAAACACGAGUUGAGCCUGCGCCGAAAAUAAACGCCUGUCAAUUAAAUCAGGUCCACUAAAUUUUAUUUUGAAAAUAAAAACCGGAUGCUGUCCUUGUGUGCAUCACAAGCAAGGUAACUGUACUACUUUCUCGCUGCUGUCGAGUUCGGUCCCUGAGGUUGUGGUUCGUAGCAGUGUGUCGGUUGUCUCCCCCCGCGGCCAGACCGACGUCCAGGGACCCCCUCCAGCCUCUCGGGAACCUUGCAAACGUCCAAAAAGCCUGCAGCAAGCAAUGUGGCCGCGUGCGUUUGGAGGCUGAAGACGAACGGGGGGUUCAUCAUUGGCGGACACCCCCGGUACCCACCAGCCCGCACAACCGUGUGUCUUAAACAGGGGGUCUGGCUUUUGUGCGAGACGAGGACGGAUCCCAGUGACAAUGGACCCUUUGCAAAAUGGGACUGAGUCCGAGGAAGACUGUCAGGGUGCUGAGGAGGAAGAGGAGAUGGACCCAAGAAUCCAGGGAGAGCUGGAGAAGUUGAACCAGUCCACAGAUGACAUCAACCGCUGGGAGAGUGAGCUGGAGGAAUUCCGCCAGCGGUUCCGUGCAGUGCUCGUGGAGGCCACCGUCAAGCUGGACGAGCAGGUGAAAAAGAUUGGGCGGGCCGUGGAUGACUCCAAGCCUUACUGGGAGGCCCGCAAAGUGGCUAGACAGGCCCAGGUUGAAGCCCAGAAGGCCACGCAGGAGUUCCAGCGGGCGGUGGAGAUCCUGCGGGCCGCCAAGGAGACCAUCGCCCUGGCCGAGGAGAGGCUGCUGGAGGAGGACAGCCGCCAGUUCGACUCGGCCUGGCAGGAAAUGCUCAACCACGCCACGCAGAGGGUGAUGGAGGCGGAGCAGGCCCGAGUGCGCAGCGAGGCCGAGCACAAGAAGACGGCGGCCAACUACACGUCCUGCAUCGGCCACAUGAAGCAACUGGAAAAGAAGCUCAAACGCUCCAUCAACAAAUCAAAGCCGUAUUUUGAGCUGAAGGCAAAGUAUUAUCUCCAGCUUGAGCAACUGAAGCGGCAGGUGGACGAGCGCCAGGCCAAGCUGGUGGCGGCGAAGGCCGAGUACCGCGCCACGCUCCGCCGCCUGGAGAGGAUCUCUGAGGAGAUCCACGCUCAGCGCCGCUCGGUCGGAGCCCGGGGGCGGGGCGUCGGGGCCGAACUCGACGGCGGCGGCGACGGAGAGGACGUCGCGGCUUUCGCUAUGGAUUGCGACGGGCUGUCGAUGGUGUCGGUGUCCAUGGACGACGACUCGGAGGAAGACGCUCGAUCCGCCUCAUCCACUCCAACGACCUCAGUGACCCUCGACACGGCCUCGCCGCAAUUGCCGACCUCCCUGCGCCACACGCCCCCCUCGCCAUCCUCCUCUUGCUCCUCCUCCCCCGGUGACCCGGAGGUGGCCAGCCCGUGCAGCUCUCGCGGCUCGGACUCGGUUUGCGGUUCCGGGCGUGGCUCGCCUUUGCUGGGCCCUCGGAGCCAAUGCAGUGGAGCCUCGUCACCGGACUGUGACCAGGAGAGAGGUGACCGAGCAGAAGGUGCCGAGGCCACGCUGGAAGGCGGCCUGAGCGGGCUGAACUUGACCAUUGCGCAAACGCAACCGAACGACAACGACGCACCGGAGGAUGAAAAAGCGACAGAAUGCGCAAGCAACGAACUCCCAUCAACGUCCAACAUUCUCCUACUCAACGCCGCCUAACGGUGACGAACGGCGACAUCCGUGAAGGUGCCAUAAACAUCAGUGUAGCAAUGUGAAUCCAUGGUGAAUGAACAUUUGCACAAAAGUUGCUCAUCAAAAGACUUCAUCUCCCAUAAUUCUCUUCACAUCGAGAGUUCUUACUAUUCUUGUGUGCCAUCAAGUGUCUUUGUGGUGUACUGCAAUUUGAUCGUCUCAAAGACUGCAAAAUAUGACGCAAAUAGUCUCGAAAUGAGUUCACAGAUAAAACCAAAAAAAGGUGAGCGUGAAUGUUUUUUUUUUAAAUUGUGUGUGGAUUUUUUUAAUGCUUAAAUAGGCCCGAUUCUGUUGAAUCGAAGUGAAAUAGCUCCCAGUAGUAUAGAUUGUCCUAUAUUUAUACUGCUCUAUUCUUGUAUUUGAACAUUAUUUAGUGUUGUUCAUGUUUAACAAAAAAAAAAAAAAAAAAAAACACGCAGUAAAUGAGUACUUUACGCAACAUCGUUUUCAAUCUACACGCGGUUUCAGUGUUGUGU